Penicillium pulvis is the source of this 402-nucleotide messenger RNA. RefSeq lists its product as uncharacterized. The transcript has 3 exons. The coding region runs from base 1 to 402 and encodes 133 amino acids. The record is from RefSeq and is a predicted model, not a curated record. NCBI's taxonomy places the organism in Eukaryota, Fungi, Ascomycota, Eurotiomycetes, Eurotiales, Aspergillaceae.
AUGUGGAAGCGCUCUUGCGAGGAUUAUAUGAAAUUUCUCCUUCGCCUUUCUUCCUACCGUCUUCUAAUACUAAGCUUGGAAGAGAUCACAAACCACACCACCCAAAACCAGGGCGGAAAGACCAUGCAAAACUGCCAGAGUGUUUCGACAGAGUUGAUGGUGAAGCUCCUAGGUUCCGAGUCAAGCAAUGGAAAGCGAAAGGACCGGCCCAAGGAUUCACUCCCCGAAGUUGGUCACGAAAACCUGAAAUUUUCCCAGUUAAUGACACCUCGAAAUGUCUCGGAAUGGAUACCAGAGAUGAUUUACGUGUCGCCGGUGGAUCUCCGGCGCAUUUUCGCAACCCUGGGUGGCGAGUUGGAUCGACAUCUAAUUGAGUCUCAACCACUUGAGGAGAAGCAAUGA